This is a messenger RNA of Bacidia gigantensis, 2376 nucleotides long. RefSeq lists its product as uncharacterized. The coding region runs from base 1 to 2376 and encodes 791 amino acids. The transcript is spliced from 9 exons. NCBI's taxonomy places the organism in Eukaryota, Fungi, Ascomycota, Lecanoromycetes, Lecanorales, Ramalinaceae. The record is from RefSeq and is a predicted model, not a curated record.
AUGGCUCCUACUACGAAGAAGAUAUGUAUCGGCAUUGACUUUGGGACAUCCUACGUGAGCGUUUCUUAUGUCCCAAUCGAUCCAUCAUUAGUUGCAGACGCCUUGCAGCAAAGUCUCGACAGGUCCCGAAUCAACACAUUAUGGUUUCGUCAAUCAGAUUGCAUCCCUGCUGUGCUAGCUUGGGACGAUGCUGAGGGAAAGUGGAUUAUCGGCCAAGGGAUUCAGAUCAAACGCUACUUUGGAAAAAUCAAGGAUGAGUACUGUUUCUUCCUGAUGAAGCUGGGGCUUGAUCGUCGUCCUUGCACUCAGAAGAUUCGGGAUAGACUGAACUGGCAGAUUUCUAACCUGCCUGAAGUGGCUCGGGCUCAGGUGAAAUCUAUAGAGGCUUUGGUCGAGACUUUCCUCGGACUCUUGUAUGCUGAAGUGAAGAUAAAGUUAGACAACAUACUCUCUCACGACGAAACCACAAUAGAGACUGCUGUCUCCGUACCUGCCGCAUGGGAUUUUGGUCUGCGGCACAAAAUCGUUGCCAUCGCUCAGAGAGCAGGUCUUGACAACGUCACGACUCCAGUUCAUGAGCCAGACAGCGCAGCGCUCGUUUUACGCUACGACGAGCCUCGUCACGUCGGUGGUGAUAGAUCCUUUGAGUGUAAAUCACAGUCUCCGUUCGUGGUAGUAGAUAUGGGAGGUGGGACUGUGGACCUGGUUACAUUCAAGUCGAAGAAUGGCUCCUUCCUCCAAUCAUCUGCACCUACUGGUGGUCUUCAUGGGUCCAGUUGGCUCAAUGAAUAUUUCUAUGAGCUUUUCAAGUCCAAACUUGGGAAUAGAUACUUCGAUCUCCUCGGCACUUGGAUAGAAUUAAAAGAACAGAAUAUUCCCCCUUCGCAAAAUCCCAGUGAUCAAGACGACGAAGAGAGUAUCAAGCGUCGAGCUAAAGAUAGUUUAGAAGCAUAUGUCAAAGGUCAAUUUGAGGAAGCUAAGAUGAACAUGGACCAAAGCUUCGAAGACAAUCUUAAGGAAGACUUUGAAGUCACAAUGCCUCGAAUACAAGUGUCUUAUCCACACACUGGCUUACACCGCGGAGCCUUCACAAUUCCAAAGAAAGAUGUCAUAAAGGUGUUCUCUCGGAUACUCAUACCAAUUCGGGAACUUACAGAGGGUCACCUGCAAGAAUUUGAAGAGAUGUAUGGAAAAGAGGGUGCAACACUCAGAACUUUGUUCUUCGUUGGUCGUCCGAGCAGCAACACUUAUCUCAAGCGCAAACUUCAGGACAUGUUCCCAGGGUUGAGGGUCAUAACACCGGCACAAGAUUCAGCACAUUUGAUCUCGAAAGGGACCUUGAUGAGAACGAUAAAUCGGGACGCCAUCAAAAGCUCAGUCAUGUCCUGCAGCAUUGGGUCUGCCUGGGAGGAAAAGUAUGAUGAAAAGAUACACGGGACAGAGGAAACGCCAGUCAAGUCGCCGGCCGAUGGUUCAAUGGUCGUUCCGGCUCGUAUGAAGUGGCUCUUUCGAAAAAGAGAGAUUUUGGAGCCCGGUGCAACUAGAUACUUCGAGGGCGAGCAUUAUAUCCAAACACGGGAUCAUUUGUCGGCACUGGACGCUAAGAAUGAUCCUAACGUGCGAUUCGGGGCAGACAUCCAUCCCAUAGGAUUCGUCCGACUUAAAAUCACAAAACGAGAAAUGGGACAGUUCCCUCGAAAAUGGAAUAGAGGACGAAGUUGGUACACUUUCAUAUAUCGACUUCGGAUUACAUACCUCGGACCUAUCAUGAAGUACGAAUUCAUCAUACCCCGAAAGGGUGUCAUCGCCCCCGACAAUGAGGAGGAAUGGACGAAUAACUCUUUCUCAAAGGACAGUGCCCUGGAGCUCGACGCUUUCUUCGAUCAGAAAAACCGUCUUUCGCCAGAUUCUCAAGGGAGGAACCAAUUCCUAAGGUCGGAUGACCACGACGGAACGGCAGAAGCAGCAACAUUCAAUCAGCCAAAAAAAGCAUAUGGAAGACGGAUUCCUGGCGCAUUCACGGCAGAAGCAAGAUAUAACCAUCAGAUGCAGAUUCCUGAAACAGCUGUUGGAGAAGAAGAAGGAAGGCCCCAGCAAAAUCAAAAGAGCGAUCCUGGACACCUGCAAACGAGAAGUCAGACAAAACAAAGUGCCACUCAAAUACAACCUCAAGCUAAUGACCAUGAUGUGAGCCAGCGUUCCUCACGCACGGGUGUUCCUGGGAAAACACUUCGCCACCCCUACAUUUCUUUUGCAAGCGAGAAUGCUCCGGCGAAUAAAUUGACGAAGCGAACUUCAGCACACAACUCGUCUGCAAACGAGCCCUUACAAAAGAAAGGCAAAGCGCCAGACAAAGGACGAGUCUUGAGAUGUUGA